This is a messenger RNA of Pungitius pungitius (ninespine stickleback), 5124 nucleotides long. It is a transcript of the gene lrig1, whose product is annotated as leucine-rich repeats and immunoglobulin-like domains 1. Bases 766 to 3798 code for a protein of 1010 amino acids. Gene Ontology annotation, molecular function: protein binding. NCBI's taxonomy places the organism in Eukaryota, Metazoa, Chordata, Actinopteri, Perciformes, Gasterosteidae. The transcript has 18 exons. The record is from RefSeq and is a predicted model, not a curated record.
UAACUCAAGUAAGUCCUGGUGGCUGUACACGAUCGGAAGGAGGAGGAGGAGGAGGCUGUGUAACCCCAUUUCGCCAUUAAUCGGAUCGUUGAGAUUGUGUGACCGCAGACUGCACCUGAUAAGUUCUGCCGGGACGGACUGCGCGUGCCGAGAAGUUGGAUUUGUUCGCCCGGAGUCCGCGGGGAGAUCCGGACGACAUGCAGCGCGCGGCUCGGGAGAUCAACGCCGGAGUCCUCGGCACCUUGUGCGGCGGGUCCUGACUGAACAGUUGCUGCACCUGCAGCUGUGUCGCGGGCAUUUGAUGGUCCCCGCGUGGAGUUUUAAACAGUUUUCUGCCGCUUCUCUGUUCGUCGGCGGUCACUCUGCGCGCGUGUCCUUUUAACUUUGCGCUGUUGCAUGUGAACCCACCGACAUGUCACCAAGAAGCAAAGUGCCGUCGGUGCUGUAUGAACACUCUGCUACAAGCGGAAUCUGAGUCCCGGGCGACAUAGAAGUUCGCUCAAAUUUGUGUUUUUCAGUUGAGAGAAAGUUGGACUGGGAGCUGUCCCCAAAUCACUGUUACUGGGAUGGGACACGUUCCCACUGCACCGGAGUCGCCAUCGACCGCCCCCCUCCUCGUACGAUAGGACGGUCCGUGCGCUUUUAAGGGGGCUUCUGCGGCUCCGCGAAGCCGCGUGAGCGUCCCGGGUUGUGGGUGCGAGGAGAAGAGAGGUUGAGAGAGAGAGAAGAGAGCCCAACGGCCGCGCUAUUAAAACUGGAUACAAAAUGGCGGCGUCCGCGGGACGAAUUGGAUCCGUUUCUCCCGGUGUUUUUUAUUUACUUUUGUCGCUCGAACUGUUCAUCGGUCGUGGACUAGGUUCGGGUUUGUCGUGCGCCCAGGACUGCACCUGUGACGGGGAUUCGGUGGACUGUAGCGACCUGGAGCUGACGGCUACGCCUCUGGACCUUCCGGUCCGGACGGUCUCCUUAAACCUUGGCCACAACAAGCUGACCUCCAUCGACGUUGGAGCUUUCGACCGCCUUCCCAACUUAAGAGAGCUGCGCCUGGACCACAAUGAGCUGACCUCCAUCCCAGAUUUAGGACAGGCCGCCUCGAGGAUCGUAUCCCUCUACCUACAUCACAAUAAGAUCCGCAGCAUAGACGGCAGGCGGACCAGAGAGAUGUCUUCGGUGGAAACCUUGGACCUGAGCAACAAUGACCUCACUGAGCUCCGAGGGCACUGCUUCCCUGCAGGCCUCCAAAUCACAGACCUGUACCUGAGCAACAACAGGAUCAGCGUGUUGGAGCUGGGCGCUCUGGACCAUCUGGGCUCGACUCUACAGGUCCUGAGACUGAGCCGAAACCGCAUCAGCCAGAUCCCCGUGAAAGCCUUCCAGUUGCCGAGGCUCACCCAGCUCGAGCUGAACAGGAACCGUAUUCGUCAGGUGGAGGGUCUGACCUUUCAGGGUCUGUCCAGCCUGGAGGUGCUCAAGCUGCAGAGAAACAGCAUCACCAAACUGACGGACGGGGCCUUCUGGGACUUGGCCAAGAUGAAAGUCCUUCACCUGGACUACAACAGCCUGUCAGAGGUGAACAGUGGCUCCCUGUACGGCCUGUCCUCGCUUCAGCAGCUCUUCCUCAGCAACAAUUAUAUCGCCCGCAUCAACCCCGACGGCUGGAAGUUCUGCCAGAAGCUGAGGGAACUGAACCUGUCGCACAACAACUUGACUCGUCUGGACGAAGGCAGCCUGGCGGUGCUCGGGGAUCUCCACUCGCUCCGUCUGGGGCACAACUCAAUCAGCCACAUCACAGAGGGAGCCUUCAGAGGCCUCAAGGCCGUACGCAUUCUGGAGCUGGACCAUAAUGACAUCUCAGGCACAAUAGAGGACACCAACGGGGCCUUCUCUGGAUUGGACAGCCUCAACAAGCUGACUCUGUUUGGAAACAAGAUCAAGUCGGUGGCCAAGAAGGCCUUCUCUGGCCUGGAAACCCUGGAACACCUGAACCUGGGAGAGAACGCAAUGCGUUCCAUCCAGCCCGACGCCUUCAGCAAAAUGAGGAACCUCAAAAGCCUUCUCAUUCAGAGCGACAGCUUCCUGUGCGACUGCCAGCUGCAGUGGCUUCCCGGCUGGCUGGUGGCACGCCGCCUGCAGGUCGCUGUCAACGCCACCUGUGCCCACCCGGAGAGCCUGAAGGGCACCAGCGUCUUCCAGGCUGCGUCCAGCAGCUUUGUGUGUGACGACCUCCCGAAGCCCCAAAUCACCGUGCAGCCGGAGACGUCCGUCGCGGUCCUCGGCAGCGACGUGCGUCUCACGUGCACGGCCGCGAGUAGCAGCAGCUCCCCCAUGACCUUUGCGUGGCGUAAGGACCAGGAGCUGCUUCGCUACGCAGAGACGGACAACUACGCCCACGUACGCGACCCCCUGCACGGGGCGGCGCCCGGCGCACCGGCCGCGGCCGGAGGCGUGAUGGAGUACACCACCAUCCUGCACCUGCGGCACGUCACCUUCGCCCACGAGGGCCGAUACCAGUGCAUCAUCACCAACCACUUUGGCUCCACCUACUCCAGCAAGGCCCGCCUCAUCGUCAAUGUUCUGCCGUCCUUCGUGAAGACCCCCCGGGACAGCGCCAUCAGGAAGAACCACACGGCGCGGCUGGAGUGCGCCGCCGAGGGCCACCCGACGCCGCAGAUCGCCUGGCAGAAGGACGGCGGCACGGACUUCCCCGCCGCCCGGGAGCGGCGGAUGCACGUCAUGCCCGACGACGACGUGUUCUUCAUCGUGGGCGUCAAGCCGGAGGACAUGGGCGUGUACAGCUGCACCGCCAAGAACACGGCGGGCACCGUGUCCGCCAACGCCACCCUCACCGUGCUGUAUGUCCCCUACCUGGACCAGGACCUGAAGAACCACAGCGUGGUGGUCGGUGACACCGUGGCCCUGCAGUGCAAGGCCCUCGGCAGCCCGCCGCCCCGCGUCACCUGGCUGCACGACGACCGCCCGCUGCGCCCCUCCGACCGGCACCACUUCACCGCCGGGAACCAGCUGCUCGUCAUCGACUCGACCUCGCCGCGCGACGCCGGCCGCUACACCUGCCUCAUGUCCAACACGGUGGGCACCAACCGCUCGCACUGCCAGCUGGCGGUGAGCCAGGACGCCUGCCCGCCGCCACCGCCGCCGGGCCUGAGCACGGUCACCGUGGGGAUCGUGGUCAUCGCCGUGGCGACGAGCAUCGUGGCGACUUCGCUGGUGUGGGUGUGCGUCAUCUACCAGACGAGGAAGAAGAGCGAGGAGUGCAGCGUCACCAACACGGAUGAAACGAUCGUCCCUCCGGACGUACCGAGCUACCUCUCCUCCCAGGGCACGCUGUCCGAGCGGCAGGACGUGUGCAUCCGGGCGGAGGCCGGCGGAGGACCUCAGCCCAACGGACACAUGGUGGACUCCACAGGUUUCGUGGUGGUGUGCACGGACUGCGGCAGCAGCUACUCCAAAGACUCCGACUACCUGACGCACGGCUUCGGCCACGCCGCAGCCUCGGAGUACCAGCAGUACUCCGUUCCCCCGCCUUACUCCCACUGCUACCCGGUGGAGCGCCGGGACUCGACGGGGCUCUGCAACAACCACAAGCUGCACCAGGGGGAUAAUAAAGCGGGACAAACGCCGGUGCGCUUCCCGUCGCCGGAGGACUCCUUCCACAAGCCGGUGACACUGCCCGGCGGCCUCGACGGCGAGUCGGCGCUCAGGCAGACUCUGCUGUCCAACGGACACGCCCACAGAGGCUCUCCGAGCGAGAGCGCCCCCCUAAGGAGAACCAGCGACUAGCAAGGCGCUCCACCCGGCCCCCCUCGAAAGUUGACUUUAUUUUUGUUUGCACUGGCAAGUAAAACAGCUACCUCACGUCGAGGCGAUUUGGUCCCGAGCCUCCUGGAUCCGGACUGAAUGGAAGCACCAGGAGAGUGAAAAGCAAGGAGAGGGCGUCCGGAAGUUUGAAGGCGGAGCUUGAGUGGGUGGCGUCCCAUCUGAGCGUAUCAGCUGUACAUAGUUUAAAAACUUUCCUUUGGGAGGUGACCAAUACAAAUUCUAGUUCCAAAAAAUGUGACUUGCAUUUGAAGCAUGUAAAUGUAGGGAAUCUUGUACAGUAUAAAUAAUGUGCGAGGGGAGGGGGGGAGGGGGGGGGGGGGAAAUAUGCCUUUGGACAUUUGACUGUAAAUAAGAGUUUUCUUAUAUUAUAUAUUAUAUAACUUUUACAAAAGAGUAUUUGAAUUUAUGUGCAUGACAAAGAAAGGAGUGAUGGCAUUUUUAUUUUUAUUCAAAAACAACACAAACCACCUUUUUCAGCUUUUACCAACAUUCAGCUGCGGUGCCUUAAUGCAUGAUCAAAGAAAAAAAGCCAACUAGCAUCCGUCUGGAGACCUUUUUUGUGAGAGAUACUGGUUUUUUUUCUUUAUAGCAAACACAACACACACUUGAUUGCACUUUCUUUCGGGGACAACAGAAACACAGCUCACAUCCAUCCGUUGCCGUAUGAAGGAAGAGCUUUGACGGAAGUUAUUUUUCGGUACGUUCGAGCUGGGAUAGUCGGGGGGGGGGGGGGGGGGGCGGUCAAGUUUAAGCACUUUCUGUAUUUGCGUCGUAAACGAGUGGAUCGUUGCCUCCCGAUUGGAGAGGAGCCCGUUUCACCAUACUGAGAAUACCCGAGAAGCUGCUCUGUGGGGGGGGGGUCAUGAGGAAAGUAUUUUGUCUCAGCCUCCGAUCAGUGUCCUCGUUUUGAUUUAAGAAGGUGCGAGUUCUUUUUUUGACUCUAAAAGCCAGUGAGGACCAGCGCGCCAUGUGUCACAUCGAGUACAAAACCUACAGCGAUGUGGUGGUCGCUGCUGUAAUGUGCCUACAUCCAGGUGGGAGCUGUGUUCCGUUACCAGCGGCCCUUAUCGAGGUGAACUGGAGGACGUGCUCCCCCCGGUUACACCUGGUUGCAUCUAUCGCAGGUAAAAGGGACAAAGGGACAAAGAGGUGAAGUUCACGUAAUUUAUUGAAAGCAAAAUUAAAAAAAAAAAACUGUCUGAAAACCGGUGUCCCGAUGUCCAAGCUGAAGCCGUGAAGUGUCUAACAUGGCAUUGAAGUGUCUAAUAAAAUCACAUUUUGCUAUUA